Molecule: messenger RNA, 945 nt
Organism: Cuscuta campestris
Lineage: Eukaryota; Viridiplantae; Streptophyta; Magnoliopsida; Solanales; Convolvulaceae
Source: the annotation of a GenBank genome assembly
AAUGUUUUUAAGGGGAAAAAGAAGUCUCAAAAGUCUGAUGGAAUGUUCAUGACGCAAGACGAGUUGGAGCAGUUCAGGAACUCUGUCCUUAAUGACGCGUUCACCAUGUACACGCAACGACUUCCCCAGCUUCUUCAGUCUCUUGGAGUUCAAGUGUCAGGCAGCAUUGAGAACAUUGCCAACAUUUCGCAACAAUUGCCCAUGUCUAAACCACAGUUUCAGCAGAGCAGCAAGGCUUCGGUAGAUCCUGACCCAUUUGCAGACCUUACUGAGAUGACUCGUUGCCACAUGAGUAUUACUGAUCCUAUUGAUGCCAUAGUGGCACGUGGAUCAGUAUUCCCGUGUUCUCCAGGAGUGUCCCUUCACAAUGCUCCCCUCCCAUACGACCAUGUCAAAGUAUCUGUGGAUGUGGUGCUUGAUGGUAUGGGGGACUAUCCUAUACCGACUCCGACGGAUGAGCACACCACUGUUUCUUCGACUUUGGGGAGGACCUCACAAACAUUGAGAUCUUGAUAGAACCUUGGGCACUAGGCUAUGCAGAGGAGAGGGUGUUCAGCAUUAAUCCUGAAAACAUCAAGGAGUUCUUGCGAUGGGAUAUGAUCGAUAAUAGCAUCGUCGAGAUCUUUAUGAGACACUUGUAUGGCUACAUGAGGACCCACGACAUUCAGAAUGUCGGGUUAGUGUGUCCGGACGAUCUCCAGCAUAUGGUAAAAAAUGGAAACCGUAAACCAGUGGAAAGGAUGUUGCUAGAUCAUAAAGAAAAAUCUUGGGUUCUUCUUCCAUUCUUCUGUGAGAGAACACAUCAUUAUACAUUGAUAGUAAUACGUUAUUAUGAAAAUAAAGUGCAUUACUUCAACUCAGCAUUGGGGACGGGGACUUCCAAGAAUCUUACACUGAAGAGUUACAUAAACGAAGCUUGGAGGAUCCUUCGAGUACAGGGGAUGG